AGACUCAAGAGUGUGCCAUCGAUCAGGGUUUAACAACAACAGUAAGCCCCAAACUUCGGACGAGCUAGAAGAUCUAAACACAAGGUAGAAGAAGCAGACACAAAAAUGGGGUUUGGAACCCUAAAAUCCCUAAUUCGUCCUCUUUCAAGAGCAUUCUCUGCCCAAUCUUCAAUUCGCUUAACUCCAUUACCACAUUCUUCUCCAUUUCUAUCCAAUUUUCUAUCUCCAAAACAUCAUCAACAACAACAAAAUCAUCAUUUUCCAGUAUUUUCUCACUUAAUUUCUAGGUCAAUUCAUCUGGAAUCUCUCUCCUCUUUAGCCCCUAAACCUUGCGAUCCAUUAACAAAUUCUCGCUUCCUUAAACGCCGCCCUAGUCUUACUUCUCGCCGCAAACGCUCUAGUCUCCGUCCCCCUGGGCCAUAUGCUUGGGUUAGUCAUGUACCUGGGGAGGCUGUUCCACCAAGUCAGCCUAAUGAAGGGAGUGUCAAGUUGAGGAAUGAAAAGAAACGACGAAGGCAGCGUCGUGAAUUUAUCAAGUCUGAAAGAAAGAAGCGCAAGGCUGAACUGCAGGAGGCAAACCGGAAGAAAAGGGAGAAGAGGAUUGAACGUAAGAUGGAAUCAGUUGCCAGAGAUAGAGAAUGGGCUCAGAGACUUGUAGAGCUGGAAAGACUUGAAGCACAGAAAAAGAAAACAGGUGCCUGAUAAUCUGCCUGAGACCUCGUCUUCCACACGCUAGUGAGCUGCUAAGAGAGACAAUCAAGGCUGAGAGGCCAUGGAUUGAACUUUUGUCAUUUGGUGCGGUUGAUAUUGUUACUCGCCUAUAUGUUAACAUUGUUGGCUAACCUCCUCCUACUUGUUGCAUAACAAUUGAAAAUGGCAUGUUUGCCUUUCAGUAUUGGACCAUAGACGUGUAAGAUUUUGUUCCUACCUGCAGUUUGAUUAAUAAGUAUUUUUUACACUGAAAUUAUCCUUAACCAA
This is a messenger RNA of Beta vulgaris subsp. vulgaris (sugar beet), 978 nucleotides long. RefSeq lists its product as hypothetical. Bases 106 to 702 code for a protein of 198 amino acids. The transcript has 3 exons. Gene Ontology annotation, cellular component: mitochondrion. The record is from RefSeq and is a predicted model, not a curated record. NCBI's taxonomy places the organism in Eukaryota, Viridiplantae, Streptophyta, Magnoliopsida, Caryophyllales, Amaranthaceae.